UGUGAAGAAUGGUUUAAAUUCAGAAUAGGGUUUUACUUCCUCGUUUAAAUGAAACUCCGCUAUGACAACUGAUUGCAAUUUUCAACUGUUGUACAUUCUUUCUCUAAUUCUAUCGACGAAAGGAAAUGUGUACACUAGCUGUGAUUUUGAGGACGGUUUUUGUGGCUGGACAAACCGGAACUGGAAAAGAUAUGAACAUAAAUCACCGCUACAAGGCACGGGACCAGACAAAGCCUAUACGGGGAGAUUUUAUAUUUAUUUGCACGGAAGAGAGAUUGGAUAUAAUACCAUAGCAACUCUGGAAAUCGGUAAUAUUACAGGACCAACAACGUAUUGUCUGUUGUUUAAUUAUCACAUGAAGGGCUCACAUAUAGACAAACUCCAGGUGAAAUGGAAAGAUUCUCUAGAAGUAAUUUGGAAAAUAGAAAGCCAACAAGGCGACACGUGGAAUUGUGCCGCAGUUAAUGUAACCUCAAAAGAAAAAAGCAGCAUUCAGUUUCUUGGUAGAACAGGUAAAACAGACAGUGACAUAUAUGACAUCAUCGGACUGGAUAAUAUCAAACUCGUCUCUCCAACUGGCCACUUCUGUAAUCAGCUAGGUUGUAAUUCAUCUUUGACUCCAAGGACAACAUCUCCCCCUUCAUCAUCGUCAUCUGAAUCAACGACUUCAUUAAAAUUUGAAACGUCGACGGUCACAGCAGCUUCGUGGUUUGAGGACAAUAUUCCGUACUUGGUUGGAAUUCCCGCGGCAGUUUUACUAGUAUCAUUUAUUCUAAUUGGAGUCUGCGUUUUCCAGGCGCAUCAAAAAAGGAGUUCUAAGUCUACGCCAUCGAUUCCACACCUCGAAACACAAGUCGGAAUCGGACGAAUAACUGGUAGAAUGACCAACAGAUACGAUCAAAAUCCAACCAAUCAGUCUGCAGAAGACGCAGAAUACGUCUAUCCUGAAGACGUAGACCUUUAUCUGGAAAUAAGUCCUGACAAUGUAGAUUCAAAUAAUGUUGAAUCAAACAAUAUGUACCUAGACAUUAUAGCAGACGGACAACAGAACACACCUGAUGGCCUACAUAAUGGAGUUCAACCUACCAAUCAAUCUAUUAAAUAUAAAAAUACCGAAAAUGACUAUGUGGAACCUAUAUAGUGAAAUGAUUAUUUUUUUGGUUAUGAAUGAAAAGGAGUAUUUACAUUUCCAAAUAUUGUAUCGUUGGAAUGGCCUUAUGAGCUUGAAUACUGUUCGUCAUUUCCAUAUUUCGUGUAGAAAAGCAUUUUCGUGCAUGUACAUGAAUUGUAUUACAAG
Saccostrea echinata is the source of this 1297-nucleotide messenger RNA. RefSeq names its product MAM and LDL-receptor class A domain-containing protein 1-like. The record is from RefSeq and is a predicted model, not a curated record. The transcript has 7 exons. Gene Ontology annotation, cellular component: membrane. The coding region runs from base 62 to 1141 and encodes 359 amino acids. Lineage: Eukaryota; Metazoa; Mollusca; Bivalvia; Ostreida; Ostreidae.